AUGCAAUCCUACGGUGACGAUGAUCCCGCGCUGCGACCGAUCCAGCGGCGGGAGACCACGCCAGCCCGGCUGACGGGGCAGCCAAUGCCGCCAUUAAGACAGCCGACGGGCUCCUUCGCACGCCACGUACCAGCACCGCAUCAAUUGCCUCAGGCCGGCACGUAUGAAGGGUCGAGGGCUCCUGUAUACUAUGCACCAUACUACUACGGUGGAGCCCCGCAGGGCAUGCCCAUGUACUACCCUUCACCACCUCUGCAUUACAUCGACGUGAGGCCCCAACAGGCCGUGCACGAGCCCAGCCUCAUGGGUUACUCUACAGCAGCCAUGCCAGGUUUGCCACUCUCCUCGAUUGACAGCAGUCGGGCACACGUUCGGCGAUCACGCUCUCGUUCCCGCUCUCGGUCACGCUCCCGUCGACGUCGCAGAUCUCCGCCCAGGUCCAGGUCCAGGUCCAAGUCCAGGUCUAGGAGCAGUUCCGCACAUGUUGGACGGGCUGCCUUGCCCAGUGACUACGGCCGGGAGAGAAGCAGGACGCCAUCGCCAGAGCCGGUGAGGAGGCACCGUCGCAGCCGUCACGACUCUGAUGAGGAGAGUGAUGUGCCGAUUCGCCUCGUCAGGCGUUCACGGACGUACUACCCAGAACCCGAUGAUUAUGAGGGUUCUUCGUCUACUGCUUACUCAUUCACGCCGUCACGCAUGUCGCGCGCCACCUCGGCACAGCCUAGCACCAACACCGAUGAUGAGCCGUCUGAUAAGGAUGAGGAUGAAGCCAAUGCCGUCAGCGGUGGUGGUGCGCGAAAGGAAGCAGACCGCUCGCUGCGCUUAUCCCAUGUUUUCGAGUCACAGUACAGUGGCGAUUACAUGCUGGGUGGCUCUCAUGGCGCGAGACUGGCUGCGGUACAGAGCAGCAGGUUAAAGAUCCAGGGCCUGUUCCGCUGGUUACAUAUCAAGAGAGCCUUGUUGAGCUUUGAAGAUUUCUCGAAUGAAGCCACACGCAUUCCGGACCUGACGGUCGCCGAACAGAAGGGCAUUCGAGAUAUAUUAGCCCGCGUGCAGCGUAAGUAUGUCAAGAAUGUCCAGACAGCCAAUGGAAGAAGUGUUCGCCAUAUGGAGCCAGCAUGCAUACAGCACCUGCUUCCAGCCGACGGAACCUCCAAGGCUCUUGGGUCUGCUCGACGCACGGUGACUUGGGUAUGCCUGCCAUACUUCACGCUCGAACAGUACUCAGGACUACAAGCAGUUGCUGAGAACUCAUCCGAUUUCCCGAUUGAGACGUUGUCACAAGCCAAAUUCUCGAGAGCUGGCAAGGAACGGGAUAUGCUCCAAGCUGUCUGCCAAAUGAAGGACACACCAGCAGGGCUGUGUUUCCAUAUCGCGCAGAUAUGGUGUCUCAUAAUCGACAAUUCAUUCCUACUCACUUACAGUCGUAUGCCUGAGGAUGCUCUGCGUGGAGAUUUGGUUGCCUUGUCUCUGUCGUCUGUCCAGGAGAUAUCGAGUGCCAAGUCUCGGGCAAUCAUUGCUGUUUCCUACCGAAAAACAGUCUUGUGGUCAAUUCCGGUUGACGAAUGCCAGACAUGGCUCGAUUUCCUUUCGCAUUUUCGGGAAUUUUGGCCUAGGCGCCUUCAGUUCUUCCGUCGCAAACGCCCAGUGACAGCAGAGGAUUGGCCGAGGGUCUGGAAUACGGCCAGGCAUGUUACCGAUAAGAUCACGCUUGAGAUGCGUAUCGGGAGGUCUCCUUUGCCGCCGCCAGGUGGGAUUUUGGUCUGCAAGACUGACGAGGGAGUGGAAGAUAUUGCUGCUCCAAAGUCGGAGCCGUCGCACGCCAAACCACAGCCGCCGAAGGACGCGCCAGGACCCAGUCUGAAGCCCGGGCACGAGGACCCAAAGGGCAUAUCACCCAAAUCAGGAUCAUCUUCAGUGUCGUUCAUGCCCAUCUUCUCGUGCCUAGUGGGUGUCACUCAUCCGGAUUAUCAUACGAUCGACGAGGAAGCUUUAGACGACCACCUCCGCGAAGUUGAGGAUUUCUUGCUUUCCCAGACAAGGUUCAGCGACCAACGUGCGUACACAGCCUGUCCCGAGGCUACUCGAGAUCUGCUGUACAAGCAUCUCGACAGGGAGGGCGCUGAGCUAGCACAGCGGAAGGAUAGUGAUCGCGAAAGGCAGCACAAUUACGAAACACGGCUGGCUAUAUUCAAUGCCGCUGAUCUGGUCUUCAAUUUCUUCUUCCCUCCACGAGUUGAUGUUCCUACGAUAGGAAAAUUCUGGGGAGCAUUGACAGCUGUCAUCACGAACGGAAAAUCUCUUUCAUCCACUGAUGGGGACGGCUUUCGACAAAUCGCCCGCCUUUCGAUCCCAAUCUACACUAUUCGGGCCCUUCGUUCAGAACUGAGGACUCUCUGCGUCGAGAUGCAGACUUUCCAGGAGAUCUUCAGCCAGUCCAGCCGAGCAGAGCGUUCCAAGCUCGCCGUGCCCAAGGAGAUGAUCGAGGGCUGGAUUCAUCUCCUUAUGGGACUCGUCCACCUAGCCAACGAAACCGACAAGAGCGACCGACUCCUUGAAGAUGCCAAGACUCUCAUUCGCAGCGGUAUGGCUAUUGUGGUAAACUCCCUCUCCGAGAAGUCAUUGAUAAACAAUUCUAUCGUCUUGCCUCUGGAGCUGUUGUCUUUGGUCAGUUUGAAGCUGCUACAAGACAUCACCUUAGGAAAGCCGGAUAUCAGCGAGUGUUACUCCGCCUCCCUCGAGACAAUGGAAGCGGCUAUUGCAUCAAAACCAUCCGAUCGAUCCCGAGAGUAUCGUAUUAACCUCUUAACAGAAGAGAUCUCGACGGUCCAACGCGUUCUCAACGCCCAGUCGUUCGUCUUUCAGCAGCUCUUGAACUUCACGCACGAAAUUGGUCCAGGAGAAAGCCCUGAUCAGCUAGAUGUUCCGCCACCCGCCACUCAGUAUAUCACGCCAGUAGCACGGCAUGAAUCCAGGGAGAGUGCUGAAACAAUGUACUAUCGAUCUCGAGAGUCCACUCGGACGAGGAUAGCGCCAGAUUACUAUCGAGACUAUCGAGACGAUUACUACCGAGAAGGACCGAGCGAUGCCUAUACGCGUCACUAUCCGUCACCAUCACAUGCGAGGGAUAGAUCUUACUCGCAUGAUAGAGACGCGGUCGUUGGGUAUUACGAUGAGACGCCAUACAUCGCGUCGGUGCCUGUUGAUUUCAAGCUGGCCUCGACGGAUCCGGGCGGCUAUCGCGUUCUUCUGUUGAAUGAGUGCCUGCGAUUUUUGGCCGGACGAAAGAGAGACAUCUCCGGUUUUCGUGGCUGGGCGUCUUUCCUCGAGAAAGUGAACCGCAACAAAAUCGAUACAACCAAGGACCGGCAUGACAACGCCAUCUACGCCUUCACCAUCGUGACCAUCAUCUUCCUGCCUCUCAGCGCUGUCGCCAGCAUCUUCGGUAUGAACACGCGCGACGUGCGCGAUAUGGACUACGACCAGUGGGUUUACUGGGCGGCAGCCAUCCCCGUGUCCGUCGUCGUCAUCUUCCUGGGCCUGCUGUGGACCGGCGAGCUGGGCAACAUUGUGCGCUGGAUUCAGUCGUUCGGUAUCCGCCAGCAGGGCUACCGGUCUCUUCCGGACGACCUUUACUCAGACUACUACAGGACGUCGCCUCCCCCGCCUCCGCCGGUGCCUGUGCCCUAUCCAGAGGAUGUUAUUGUCGUGCCUCCUGGCAAGGUGCCCAAAGACGAAAUGAACAGCUCGACGCUCGCAGCCGGCUGCGACGAUGCAGCAUUCGGCCCCAUCAUCCACGGCUGUCGGCAGGACUUUGACUUCACUCUUGCCUUUGAACAAUACUUCUUCAGUGUUGCUCCAUCUGCCGUGCUCCUCUUGACGGCACCCAUUCGCAUCGCCCUCCUGCGUCGCCAGCCUGCCAAAGUCACAGGAGCCGGACUGAGAUUGACCAAAGUGUCCGUCUGCGCAGCGUGGGCAUGUCUCCAGCUGGCUCUCCUCGUCUUGUGCGCCUCUCAGCAACAUGUACAAGGGUCUCGCCAUACAACCCUUGCCGCCGUCGCCGUUUCGCUUGCUGCAAGCCUCGCUCUCGUACCUCUUUCACAUAUCGAGCACGUUCGGUCCCUUAGGCCCUCUCUUCUCGUCAAUGCAUAUCUCCUGAUAAAUAUUCUACUUGACGUCGCUAUCAUCAGGACCUUGUGGCUAAUGCCCACUACUAAUCAUGCCAUUCGAUCCAUAUUCACAGCUAGCUUUGCUACCAAGGUCGUUCUCUUUGUCCUCGAGGCCGUGGAAAAGCGCAGAUUCUUUCUCCCCCCGUACCAGAAGCGAAGCCCAGAGGAAUCCAGCGGCCUUCUCAGCCAAGGUCUGUUGUGGUGGCUGAAUGAUCUCAUCUUCUUCGGCGCCCGCCAUCUUCUUAAGCCAGAGCGACUGUAUCCUAUCACGGCCGAUAUGUCUUCCGAGAAGCUGAGCGCCCGCUUUUGGGCAAUCAUGACAGACAAUGACCAGAAUCACAUAAGACCAGGACUCAAGAAAGCGCUCUUCCGGCUGCUCUGGUGGCCUAUCCUCCUUCCAAUUCUUCCUCGGCUAGCUCUCCUCACUUUCACCUUGUGCCAACCACUGCUCAUACGUCGACUGUUGGUUUACCUCGCCGAUCCCACCGAGAGACAAGAUGCCAGACUCGGCUACGCAUUGAUUGGUGCUGCCGGCAUCAUUUAUGUCAGCAUGGCAGUAUCUGCAGCAAUUUACUGGCACCGACAUUAUCGUUUCAUGGCUAUGAUCCGAGGCACGCUGACAACAGCCGUUUACCGAAAGGCGAUGAGCAUAAGAUCUACAGCAGCAAGCAAUGCCAAGACAGUAACACUGAUGAGUGCAGACUGCGAACGCAUUACCAGGGGCUUGAUGGACUUGCACGAGCUGUGGGCUAAUAUCGCCCAAGUUGCUAUCGCAACCUACCUAAUCGAAACACAGGUUGGUGUCGCCUUGACGACGGGUUUGACCGGCUAUGCGGCCCAAUUUAUGCCGGGUUUUCAAGUUCAGUGGCUCGAGCAACUUGAGUCUCGGAUAGGUGUUACUUCUUCAAUCAUUGGUUCAUUCAAGGCGAUCAAGAUUACGAACCUUGCGAACAAGGCGUUGACCUUACUACAUAAAUUACGCGAAGAUGAGCUUGCAGCUGCUGCCAAGUUCAGAUACAUCACAUUGAUCACAGCGACAAUUGCGGUCAUCCCGCAACUUAUCUCACCAGUCAUCACCUUCGCAGUUUUCAUCUCGGUCUCAAGGAACAAGACGAGUAGUCUCGAUCCUGCUCGCAUGUUCACAUCACUAUCUCUCUUGCUAUUGGUAGCAGAACCACUCUUCAGUCUGUUCAGUGGUCUGAUGGACUUCAUGACGGCUAUCGGUUCUCUGGGGCGGAUAGAAAAGUUCUUGCUCACUCCAGAUCAGAUGGACAAAAGAAAACUGCAGUCACUCCAGACUCGAUUGUCUUCUGAGGACAGGACGUCUCUCGGUGCUGCACAAUCUCCGCAGCAAGCUCUACACCCACAUUCUAGGACGGACGAUGUUCAUAUCGAUGUACAGAACGGCAGCUUCGGCUGGACCGAGGAGGGCGAGUCAAUUUUACGGAAAUUGAACUUUACCGUCAAAGCGGGAGAAAUUGUUUUCGUGAUGGGGCCCGUGGCCUGCGGCAAGUCGACACUGAUGAAGGGACUUUUGGGUGAAACGCCUUGCUUGGAAGGGGAGGUAGCGGUUGCACAUCCCGAAAUUGCAUUCUGUGAUCAGUCCCCCUGGAUUACGAACGGCUCGAUCCGAUCCAACAUUACCUUCUCGUCUCCACUUGAUGCCGCCUUGUAUGACAUGGUCAUUCAUUGCUGUGAUCUGGCAUUUGAUAUUGCAACACUAGCUCAGGGCGAUGCAACAGUCAUUGGCAGCAAAGGCUUCUCACUCAGCGCAGGUCAAAGGCAACGAGUGGCCCUCGCUCGUGCGGUAUACUCGCGCAAAAAGAUUGCUUUGUUGGACGACGUGUUCAGCCAGCUAGAUGCAAGCACACAGACCAAGAUCGCCAGCCGUCUGCUCGGGCCGGAAGGCCUCUAUCGGCGUUGGGGAACAACGGUCAUUCUGACAACUACUUCGGACAUAUUUUCGUCGCUCGCCGACAAUAUCAUCAUCCUGAAUCAGUCUGGAGAAAUUGCUCAACAAGGAAAUCAUACAGCCCUUGGACUAGAAGACGGUAGUGUCUACAGGCAAUCUCGCCAGUCAAAUGAUGAGAUUGGGGCCGCAGCUUCCCUGGACAAUGAUUCUCCAGCAAAGGCGGCGACUGGAGAAAAGGAGAAGCAAGGUAAUAAUGUAGAAAACACGACUAGCGAAGCACGAGUGAAGCCGCCCAGGACAGACUUUUCCGUUUACCGAUACUACUUCUCAACGGUCAGCUCGAAGAAGGCCGUCGUAUUUGUCGUUUUCCAAAUCUGCCUGGCAUUCUUGUCCUCUUUUCCCUUUGUUUGGUUGAAAUGGUGGUCCGAUAGCAACACAGACGUCCGCGACAGUCGGACAGGGUACUACAUUGGUGUCUACUCUGCUAUGCAAGGUGCAGCACUGGUUGCAUCCGGGUUGGUAACAUGGUGGACGUUGAAUGUACUGGCAGUCACCACGGGCUUUCAACUUCAUGCGACUCUGGCGAAGACACUCAUGCGUGCUACACUGAAAUUGGUCGGUACCACCGAAGGUGGCGGCAUAUUGAACCGGUUCACACAAGAUAUCCAGCUGGCUGAUGUCCAGCUUCCUCUUGCGCUUCAAGUUGUUGUGACCAACCUCUUAAUCGGCAUAGCGCAAGCCGGUUUGAUUGCUUCAGCAUCGGCGUGGAUUGCUGUCAGCUAUCCGUUUUUAGUUGCCGUGUUCUUUAUCAUCCCCAAGUACUAUGUCCGCACAGCACGACAGAUCAGAACAUUGGAUCUGGAACAAAAGGCUCCGUUAUACGCUCAAUUUCUCGAGACUCUGGAAGGUAUGACCAGCAUCCGAGCCUUUUCAUGGCAAGGUUCGUCUUUUGGGAAGAACUACGAACUAGUCGACCAGUCCCAAAAACCGUUCUAUCUCAUGUACGUGAUCCAGAAAUGGUUAAGUCUGGUCCUUGAUAUGGCCAUUGCUGGCCUGGCUGUUCUCGUCGUUGGCGUUGCCGUGGCACUGCGUGAUACAGUGUCGGCUGGAUUCACAGGUGUCUCGCUCACUCAAAUUGUCUCGUUCACUUCUUACCUCAAGAUGAUGAUUCUUUUUUGGGCUCAGCUUCAGACCGCGAUGGCUGCAGUGGAAAGGAUCCACCGUUUCAGUCGAGACACUGAGGAAGAGUCCUGUCCGGACCCGGCAUACCAGCCUCUUCCUGAGUGGCCAGCGAGGGGCGAAGUCCGUAUUCAAGGCCUCUCUGCCCGAUACAAAGAUGACUCCCAGAGUACUGUUCUGAGUGAUGUCAACCUCGAGAUCGGUGCAGGAGAGAAAGUGUGUAUUUGUGGCCGCACGGGAAGUGGCAAGAGCUCCCUGGUCCUCAUACUACUUCGCCUACUUGAUCCCUUCGAAGGCACCAUCACCAUUGAUGGGAUCGACAUUGUCUCUCUCUCUCGCGACCUGGUUCGGGCGCGCAUCAUUGGAGUUGCAGAAGAGCCCUUCUUCUUCCCAGGCACUGUCCGCCAGAAUAUGGAUCCGUACGGUGAGGUUGCAGACGACGCCAUGGUACAAGCACUAGUCGAUAUGAGCUUGUGGCGCAUCUUUGAGACCCAUGGUCUCGAUACAAAACUGGACAAGGAGAUGAUGAGCCAUGGUCAGCGGCAGUUAUUCAAUAUCGCUCGAGCGUUGCUGAGGAGUGGGAAUUUGGUAGUAUUUGAUGAGGUUACCAGCAGUCUGGACAAGGACGCAGAAGCGGUCGUCAACCGCGUCAUUCAGACACGCCUGAAGUAUCAUACGGUCAUUUCUGUCGUGCAUAAGCUGGAGUUUGCACUUCUCUUUGAUAAGGUGAUUGUCAUGGACCAGGGCCAUGUCGUGGAAUUCGGUGCUCCCGCCAUUCUCAUGGAGGGCGAGUCAAAAUUUCGCAAGUUAUAUGAGUCUCAGAGACCCGUCUCUGAUUAG
Messenger RNA from Thyridium curvatum, 8100 nucleotides. RefSeq lists its product as uncharacterized. Gene Ontology annotation, biological process: metal ion transport; transmembrane transport. The transcript is spliced from 27 exons. The coding region runs from base 1 to 8100 and encodes 2699 amino acids. Gene Ontology annotation, molecular function: ATP binding; ABC-type transporter activity; metal ion transmembrane transporter activity. The record is from RefSeq and is a predicted model, not a curated record. Gene Ontology annotation, cellular component: membrane. Lineage: Eukaryota; Fungi; Ascomycota; Sordariomycetes; Thyridiales; Thyridiaceae.